CGAACGCCUUGAAUCGACUUUGCAUUAUCUGUGGUACUUGCUUACCUCUUCUUUGCCAUGUCUGUGCAGACCCUCAUUAAAGCCCAGGGGCUUCGUCAAUUGAUGCUUAAAAACACAAAAUAUCUGCGGCUGCUGGACGCUUCGUGGCAUCUCCCAUCGGAAAAUCGUAAUCCGAAAGAAGAAUUUUUAGCUCAACGGAUUCCAGGGGCUAAGUUUUUCGACAUCGAUGAUUGUGUCGACAAGUCAUCGCCUUAUGAGCACAUGUUACCGAAAACUGAAGAUUUCUCAAAGUACGUUCGAAGUUUAGGAAUUAACAACGAUAGCCAUGUUGUUGUAUAUGAUCACAGUAAAGUUGGGUUAUUCUCGGCUCCCCGAGUUUGGUGGAUGUUCCGUGCAUUUGGGCACGAUCGGGUAUCGAUUUUGGAUGGUGGAUUUUUUAAGUGGCAGGCUGAGCCUGGCUAUCCUAUUUCAUCGGGUCCAGAGGAGGCAGCGGAAGUUAUAGCAGAAGGUGGACCUUUUAAAGCUUCCUUAACUCCAGGCAUGUUCUGUGACUUUGAUUUUGUGAAAGCCAAGUUAUCAGACCCAAACAUACAAAUUGCUGAUGCAAGAUCUCCUGGCAGGUUCUUUGGAACUGAAACAGAGCCACGUCCAAACUUUCCAUCUGGUCACAUUCCGCAUUCAAAAAGUCUCCAUUUUGCCAAAUUUUUAAACCCUGAAACAAAACUAAUGAAAGACCCCCAGGAGCUGAAAAAUGUAUUUGAUGAAGCAGGAAUUGAUCUUCAAAAUCCACUUGUUACAACCUGUGGGUCAGGAAUCACAGCUUGUAUCAUAGCUUUGGGAGCACAUCUAUGUGGAAAGAGUGACAUUAUGGUGUACGAUGGGUCAUGGGUUGAGUGGGGACAGCGAGCUUCUCCAGAUAUGAUAAAAAAGAAUUAGUUGCACACAUUUUUGGUCCAAGGCAGACCUGAUAACAAAAAGUGUACAAUAAAAAAGUACAUUUUAAGGGAAGAGGAGCAAGGUUGGCCUAUUCAUUAAGGGUAGAAGAUUUCUCACAAUCAGCUGAAGGGAAAAGUGUGUUGGAGACAAGGUUGUUAAAUUGUUAGUUGAUAGUGAAACUUCCAACAUGACAAACAAUACAUAUGACAAACAUAGCUUGUACAAAGCAAUUCUCAUUCAAAUAAGCAAUAAGUUUGUUCUCUUUCUCCAUUUCUCUCUACUUGUAAAUUUAUUUAAAACCAAAUGAAUAUUUUGUAGUUUACAAGAUCUCUUAUAAAUAUUUUCAUGGUG
Stylophora pistillata is the source of this 1287-nucleotide messenger RNA. RefSeq names its product 3-mercaptopyruvate sulfurtransferase. Gene Ontology annotation, cellular component: mitochondrion. The record is from RefSeq and is a predicted model, not a curated record. Gene Ontology annotation, molecular function: thiosulfate-cyanide sulfurtransferase activity. NCBI's taxonomy places the organism in Eukaryota, Metazoa, Cnidaria, Anthozoa, Scleractinia, Pocilloporidae.